Molecule: messenger RNA, 3360 nt
Organism: Coniosporium apollinis CBS 100218
Lineage: Eukaryota; Fungi; Ascomycota; Dothideomycetes
Exons: 3
Coding region: 1-3360 (1119 amino acids)
Biological process (GO): rescue of stalled cytosolic ribosome; ribosome-associated ubiquitin-dependent protein catabolic process
Cellular component (GO): RQC complex
Molecular function (GO): tRNA binding; ribosomal large subunit binding
Source: RefSeq, a predicted model, not a curated record
AUGAAGCAGAGAUUCUCGUCUCUCGAUGUCAUCGCUCAUGAACUCUCGAAUAGUCUCACCUCCUUACGUGUUACCAACAUCUACGACCUCUCUUCCCGCAUCUUCCUCAUCAAAUUUCACAAGCCCGAUCAUCGCGAACAACUCCUCAUCGACAGCGGCUUCAGAUGCCACCUGACCCGCUUCGCGCGCAGCACCGCCGCCGCUCCCUCCCCCUUCGUGACGCGCCUCCGUAAGUACCUCAAGACCCGGCGCGUAACCUCCAUUGCGCAAGUCGGGACCGACCGCAUAAUCGAGUUCCAGUUCAGCGACGGGCUAUAUAGGCUCUUUCUCGAGUUUUAUGCCGCCGGCAACCUUGUUCUCACAGAUCGGGACCUGAACAUCAUCGCGUUGUUCCGGGAAGUGAGCGAGGGCGCGGAACAUGAGCGGCAGAGGGUGGGGCUGCAGUACAAUCUCACCUUGCGGCAGAACUAUGGAGGCGUGCCGCCGCUGACGAAGGAGCGGGUGAUUGAGGGGUUGCAGAAGGCGAGCGCGAAGCAACAGGAUGCUGCGGCUGGUAAAAAGAAAACAAAGGCGGGUGACGCGUUGAGGAAGGCGCUGGCAGUCUCGAUCAUGGAGUUCCCGCCUAUGCUCGUUGACCACGCGCUCAGAGUUGUGGACUUUGAUACUACUCUCAAGCCGGAGCAGGUGCUUCAAGAAGACCUGCUGUUGGACAAGCUGAUGCUGGCGCUUGAGGAAGCGAGGAGGGUAAUUGAGGAGAUCACGGGCGCGGAAACGGCGAAAGGGUAUAUAAUAGCGAAGCAGAAGCAGCCGUCAACAGGAACUAAAGGUGGUGAUGGCGAGAGUGCCGAUGGUUCAUCCAGGGAGAAUCUAAUAUACGAUGACUUCCACCCAUUCCGACCAAAGCAGUUCGAAGACGACCGUUCGAACAAGUUCCUAGAGUUUGAGGGGUUCAACAAGACCGUAGACGAGUUCUACUCGUCGAUAGAGGGCCAGAAGCUAGAAUCAAAACUGCAGGAACGUGAGGACGCUGCAAAGAAGAAACUCGCACAGGCAAGACAGGAUCACGAGAAGCGCCUAGGAGGCUUACAGCAAGUUCAAGAGCUGAACGUGCGGAAGGCCCAGGCUAUCGAAGCGAAUCUAGACCGCGUCGAAGAGGCAAAAGCUGCGAUCAACGGCCUAAUUGAGAAGGGUAUGGAUUGGGUGGAUGUAGCGCGCUUGAUCGAAAACGAGCAGAAGAGGCGGAACCCCGUUGCUGAGAUGAUUAAACUGCCGCUGAAGCUGUAUGAGAACACUGCGACGUUGCUGCUCCCCGAAUUCGAUUUUGCGGAAGAGGAAGAUUUCGAAGGCGAAGAGACGGAGAGCGAGAACGGGGAGAGCGAGGAGGAACUGGAGGACUCGAAGCGGAAGAACAAGCAGACCUCACAGCCAGUUGACAAGCGCUUGACAGUGGAUAUCGACCUUGGGCUGUCAGCGUAUGCGAAUGCCCGACAGUACUACGAUCAGAAGAGGGUAGCUGCGGUAAAGGAAGAGAAGACGAUGGCGGCCUCCUCCAAGGCGUUGAAGAGCACAGAGAAGAAGAUUGAGGCAGACUUAAAGAAAGGGUUGAAGCAAGAGAAGGAUGUUCUACGACCAGUAAGAAAGGCGUGGUGGUUUGAGAAGUUCAACUAUUUCGUCUCUUCGGAUGGGUACCUAGUCCUGGGUGGAAAGGACGCGCAGCAGGACGACAUCCUCUACAAUCGGUAUCUCAAGAAAGGCGAUGUGUAUGUUCAUGCAGACUUGCAAGGAGCAGCCCACAUGGUCAUCAAAAACAAGCCUUCCACACCGGACGCACCAAUACCCCCUUCUACCCUAUCGCAAGCAGGCAGCUACUCGAUCUGCACAUCGACAGCAUGGGAAUCGAAAGCAGUAAUGUCCGCCUGGUGGAUUAACUCUGACCAAGUUUCCAAAACUGCAUCAAACGGUGACUACUUACCUGCUGGAGAGUUCAGAGUCUCAGGGACCAAGAAUUACUUGCCGCCAGCUCAGCUUCUGCUCGGGUUCGCAGUCAUCUUUGAAAUCAGCGAGGAGAGUAAGCCCAGGCAUUCGAAACAUAGGCUCCAGGAUAGGACGGUUGCAGAGGAUGUUCACAGCGCCUCCGUGGCCGUCGCUGAUGAUGGUCCAACGGAGGUGGAUGCUGCGCAAGAGCCGCAAACUGCAGAAAGCGACAGCGACAGCGACGAGGACUUCCCAGACGCAAAGCUUGAGACGGAUUCAGACGAUAGUGAGGAUGAAGAGGACAGCUCAAAGGCACGCAGCAACCCUCUCCAGUCCGAUAGCACUCCAGCCACCCAGCCGGAACAAGAUGCCAAGCCAGACGAGAGCGAUGCCGAAGACCUUCAUGAUGAAGACGACGAGCGCGCAGAAAAUGCCAUGAGCUCCGCAGCAGCUACUAUCUCGUUCAAGGGCGGACACCGUCACCUCUCAGCCGCCGAACGCCGCCGCCUUCGUAACCCCAACUCCUCCACGCCAACAACGCAGCCCACAACAGACAACGAAGCCGACACGGACAACGCCACUGGAGCCGAUGAUAUGGUCACUCAAGCGAGCUCAACAGGCGGCGCUCCCACCACCGCCAAAGCGGGACCCUUGCCACGUGGCAAACGCGGCAAAGCAAAAAAGCUCGCAACAAAAUACGCUGACCAAGACGAGGAAGACCGCGCACUCGCGCUCCGCCUCCUCGGUUCCAAGCCCUCCACCGGCGAAGACCCAGCCGUAGCGCUAUCCGGCGCCGACAAGCAAAAGCUCAAAGAAGAGGAACUCGCAGCCCAGAAGCAGCGGUGCCGCGAACAGCACCAGCGCACCCAAGCCGCCGGUAAAGCCGCCGAAGAAGCCCGCCGCGCCGCACUCUCAAACCAGGACCACGAGGCCGACGAAGGCGAAGACGAAGCCGUCAGGCUCUCACUAGUGAACCUAGACGCGUUGGUCGGGCGCUCACUGCCAGGCGACGAGAUCCUCUCCGCCAUCCCCGUCUGCGCGCCGUGGUCGGCGUUGUCGAACUAUAAGUACAAAGUCAAGCUGCAGCCGGGCGCGGCGAAGAAGGGCAAGGCGGUCAAGGAGAUUCUGGGGCGGUGGGACGCGGCUGGGAAGGAUCCGAAGAUCGUGGACAAGGCGAGUCAGGAUCCGGAGAGGAUUUGGCCGAGGGAGGUGGAACUUAUUAGGGGAUGGAGGGAUGCGGAAGUGUUUGGGGUUGUGCCUGUGGGGAAGGUGAGGGUUGUGCUGAGUGGUGGGGGCGGUGGGGGCGGCGGAGGGAAGGAUAAGGGUGGGGGGAAGGGGAAGAAGCCUGCUGCCCGAGGGGGGAGGGGCAGUAAGAGGUCAAGAUAG